AUGCGCUUCAGUCUCUUCUUCCUGUCAGCCCUUGUAGCCAGCUGCUCUGCCGUGGCGAUCCCCGGCGAGCACUCUCAUGAGCAUGACCUCGUCAUGGACAUGUCUCCUGUUCCCAGAGGCGUCUUAGACAAGCGCGACUCGUACGACUGCAAGGGAAGCUCCCUCUGCUCCUCUCUCAAAGUCGCGGCCUGCGACGACGCGGUGAACAACAAGCUCAUCCGUAACAACGACGUCAAUUAUGGCGCUCCGGGGAGUGGGAGACCCAAGACGGGAGCUUGUUCCAAUAUCUUUGGCGGUUAUGGGUGUGGAGUCUUUAUCCAGGGCAAGUCCGGUUGUGCUCGUACCGGCAACCAGAUGUGGUAUGAUUACCAGGAUAUCCGCGCCAACGGCUGCAGAGUCUGUGGUUCCAAGCACUGGGGCGACGGGUGUUUAACUACCAUCAACUACGUUUCUGGGUGCUAG
Messenger RNA from Colletotrichum abscissum, 462 nucleotides. RefSeq lists its product as uncharacterized. The coding region runs from base 1 to 462 and encodes 153 amino acids. The record is from RefSeq and is a predicted model, not a curated record. The transcript is spliced from 2 exons. Lineage: Eukaryota; Fungi; Ascomycota; Sordariomycetes; Glomerellales; Glomerellaceae.